This is a messenger RNA of Alosa alosa (allis shad), 1800 nucleotides long. RefSeq names its product transmembrane protein 30C (gene cdc50c). The transcript is spliced from 7 exons. The coding region runs from base 121 to 1167 and encodes 348 amino acids. The record is from RefSeq and is a predicted model, not a curated record. Gene Ontology annotation, biological process: phospholipid translocation. Gene Ontology annotation, cellular component: plasma membrane; endoplasmic reticulum; Golgi apparatus. NCBI's taxonomy places the organism in Eukaryota, Metazoa, Chordata, Actinopteri, Clupeiformes, Clupeidae.
UAAGAGAAGGAUCAAGAGAGAACACGGAAGCCCUGCUCUCCUCCUCCAACGCGCGGCUGCUUUUCUUUCUCCUCGUUCUUGUCCUCCCUCGUUCUAUUUACUCGACUGUGUGGAUCGUUCAUGGGCAAGGUGAAGGCCACGGGGCCGUUGUCACGGCGACCGGAUAACUCUGCGUUCAAGCAGCAGCGGCUGCCGGCCUGGUCUCCGGCACUCAGCGCACACACACUGCUGCCGCUCUUCUACGGCCUGGCCGUCCUGUGCUUCCUGCUGGGCACCUGGCUCCUCGUCACCGUCCAGAACACGCACGAGAUCAAGGUGGAUUAUACCAGUAAGGGCACGUGUGAAAAGUGCUACGAGUUACGGAAGCACCGUGGAAAUGCCACAGUACGAUGUACCUGUCAGGUGGAGUUUGAGAUCCCGGAGAACAUUACGGGGGACGUGUUCCUCUACUACGGCCUGGUCAAUUUCCACCAGAACCUCCGCCUCUACAUGGACUCCAGAGAUGACGCUCAGAUGGUGGGCAGGAAGAACAAACUGAAGUCCCCCAGUUCAUACUGUAAGCCGUUUGAUAUGGUGGGUGGUGUUCCCAUUGCCCCUUGUGGAGCCAUUGCCAACAGCAAGUUUAACGACUCGUUUACUCUGCGCUACCAGGGGACGGAUGUCCCUCUGUUCAGGAAGGGUAUCAGCUGGUACACCGACGAGAACGUCAAGUUCCGCAACCCCCCCACGAACGACACGUUCAACCUCAAACAGGCCUUCGAGGGUACCGCUCCACCUGUUUACUGGCAGAAGCCAGUGUAUGAGCUGGACCCGCUGGACCCCAACAACAACGGCUUCAUAAACGAGGACCUGAUCGUGUGGAUGCGCGAGGCCGCCUUCCCCAACUUCAAGAAGCUCUACGGGGUCCUCAACCGCUCACGACCACCGUUCCUACAGGGCCUUCCCGCCGGGAUAUACACCGUGGACAUAGACUACAACUUCCCGGUGGAGCACUUCCGGGGCAGGAAGCAGGUGGUGCUGUCGACGGUCACCUGGUUCGGGGGGAAGAAUCACUUCCUGCCCAUCGCCUACCUGGUGACCGGAGCCCUGGUCCUCAUCACCGCCGCGGCCCUCACGGCCGUCUACUGGAAAGUGGGCAAGGAUGGACAGAACAUGAAGGAACUGUGAGAGAGGGGGGGGGGAGGGAGAGAGGAGUGGAUGGACAGAACAUGAAGGAACUGUGAGAGAGGGGGAGAGGAGUGGAUGGACAGAACAUGAAGAAACUGUGGAGGGGGGGAACAGAGAGAGAGAACAGAGAGAAUAGAGAGGAUGGAGCGAAAGGGUGGAAAGAACAUCAGAGAGAGAGAAAGAGAGAGGUGGAAAGAGAGAGAGAAAGAGAAUGAUAGGAGGAGGGUUGGAAAAAGAUGGAUAGAUAAGUAGAGGUAAGAAGAGAGAGAAAGAGAGGGGUGGGAGGAGGAGUGCACAACAGGGGGGUUAGGGAGGUGGGCUGUGGUGACAGACCCAGCUGCAGAAGAGAUUGACCAAUGGGAGGAUGACAGGGGCAUUCAACUGUAUUUUAUUGAGAAUCUAAUUGGGAGAUUAAAAUGUUGAAGUUUGAUGUGUGAUGUUUACAUACAAAUGUUUUCUACUGUACUGUCUGUGAAUGAUGGAAUUUUGAGAUUUUGUGAGAUUUGUAAAAUAUUCACUGAAUGUAGAAUAUGUAUCCUAAAAAUAAAUGAUGUGGACACUAUGUUAGGGCAGAUACAAAUGUAUUUUAAUUAUGGAUAUGAUUUAAUAAAGAGUUAGCUUGUUAAAAAACAA